Messenger RNA from Actinia tenebrosa (Australian red waratah sea anemone), 1977 nucleotides. Its product is annotated as large ribosomal subunit protein mL43. Gene Ontology annotation, cellular component: mitochondrial large ribosomal subunit. Gene Ontology annotation, biological process: mitochondrial translation. The record is from RefSeq and is a predicted model, not a curated record. Gene Ontology annotation, molecular function: structural constituent of ribosome. Lineage: Eukaryota; Metazoa; Cnidaria; Anthozoa; Actiniaria; Actiniidae.
UGGUAUUAUCCAACAUGGCGGCCACGAUAGGUUUACCAAAUGGUAUGGGAAGGUACGUUUGUCAGCUACAAAGAGUCACUUUAAACUACUGUAGAGCUGGUGGAAGUAGUAGAGGACUAAGAGACUUCAUCGACCAAAAUGUGGUGUCCUUUGCUAAAAGUAAUCCACAAGUUGCAGUGUACGUUAGGGAAAGAAAUGGUAAACAUCCAAGAAUAGUAGCAAAUUAUUUAAAUGGUAAUAGCAAGAUCAUAGACAUCAAGAAUAUGGAAAUAGAAGAUAUCAGAAAAUGGCUGGAAAGACUGCGUGGAGAAUCUGGAGUAAAAAUAGAGAAAAUAAGAAAACCUUGGCAUACAGACAAUCCUUCUAUACAAGGCACAUGGACACCAUUUACCAACAAACCUUCAUUGAAAAUGUAGUCAUUCUCACUGUAGAUGUAAAAAACUGGAAUGUAAAGGAGUCUAUGUUUGAAAGGGAACGAAUGCGCAGUUUUGACAUUCCUUUAGUAGUGACAAAUGGUUAUUCAAACAACCAGGGAACAUGGACACCAUUUACCAACAAACCCUCAUUGAAUAUGUAGUCAUUCUCACUGUAGAUGAAGGAGUCUAUGAAGGGGAACAACUGCCCACUUUUUACAUUUAGUAGUGACAAAUGGUUAUUCAAACAACCAGGGAACAUGGACACCAUUUACUGACAAACCUUUGAAAAUUUUUCCUGCAUACUAGUUUUUAGUAACUCCCUACUCAUCUGAUGAUAAUAAUGAUCAUGUUCUUACAAAUGAGGAUUUCUAUAUUUUGUUUUAUUAUAUUUUUCAUAUUAUGUCAUACAGUACAUGGCAUUUAUCAAUAGACCCAUUCCGCUUGGGCACAAUGCCUUCCCAUUUUCAGACCAUGUGUCAUUCUCUUAAGAAUAAGAUUCUUUGUUUGAGUUCUAUCCAUAUUUUCUAUAUUUUGUUUUAUUAUAUUUUUCAUAUUAUGUCAUACAGUACAUGGCAUUUAUCAAUAGACCCAUUCCGCUUGGGCACAAUGCCUUCCCAUUUUCAGACCAUGUGUCGUUCUCUUAAGAAUAAGAUUCUUUGUUUGAGUUAUAUCCAUAUUCAUGUGUCUUCUCGUGUGCAACUGUUAAACAAAGAAAUAAUACUCUAAGGAACAACACGUGGUCUGAGAUGGUAAAACAUAAUGCCCAAGCUCAAGGUCUAUUUUCGGUUAUGAUUAUUUUUGUUUAUCAAUUUUUUUUUGAUUCUUUAGUAUUCCGAGGUAGAUGAAAAAACUGGGUCGAGUUGGCAUUGCAGUGCAUUGUGGGAUUGUUUAGGGGAUGACAAUAGACGCCAUCUUCGAAAUAUGUCCCCUAUGACAGCCCAAAAAUGCACCGCAGUGCACAGGGAACCCAGCUAUAUUUUUUUGCUUCUUUUAGAAAAGUAACUUUGCUCUUUGUGGGUUUCCUGUGUUGGGAUCGAUUUCCUAUUACAUAAGCUGUAAUCAGAUCUGCGCUCUAGAGAGUGCGUUACCAACGGUUAUUGAUUUGAAUUGAAUCGGCUAUCAGUUUACAGCUCCGAUCUGAUCACAGUGCAGAUCUGAUUACAGCUUAAAAACCGAUCACAACACAGGAAACCCACAAAAAUCAAAAAUAACCUUUCUAAAAGCAGCAAAAAAAUAUAGCCGGGUUCCCUGUGCACAGUGCCAACUCGAGCCAGUUUUUUUCUCAUAUUCCGAAUGGCUAAUAUUAUCUAUUAAUGGCAUAGUGUUCCUCCUUCAAGACCACGUAUCAAAUUUUGGAUUAUUGUCUCCAUUUUCCUCCAAAUUUAAAUUUAAGAGAGAGAAGAGUACGAUAUGCUGGGCUUUACCAAUUCCCAUCUGUGUUGCAAUCCCACAGAACUUGCAGGCCAACCCAAGUUAACCCCUAACUUCAGGUAGCUUCUCUCUUGUUAUUUGGUAUUGUUAUAAACGUUUUUACAUAGUGCUUAAAUUUCAUUUUCAUUCA